GAGGGGAGGGGGCGCGGAGUCCCGCCCGGGCUCAGCUCGGAGAGUCGGAGCUGCGCCGCCUUAAAGCUUGUAGCCGCGCAAAGAAGGGGCGCUUCUGAUCCGUGCGCGCCGGGCUCUCCCACCCGCCCAGCCCUCCUGUCAGUGUCCCAGGGAAGAGCCGGGAGACCCCCGGCAGGGCAGCUCUGGAACAGCCGUCAGGAUCACAGCGGCUGGAGCAGAGGCGUGAGCUCCCCAGCCCGCUCAAGCCCCAGAGCCGAAGGGAGCUGGGGGAAACUGUCCCGUGUCUGGCAGAUGGCAGCGUGACGAUGGAGAGCAAGGACAUGGACAGCUAUCUGCGGCGCCUCAAGCAGGAGCUGGUAUCCAUGAAAGAGGUAGGGGAUGGGCUCCAUGACCAGAUGAACUCCAUGAUGGGGGCCCUGCAAGAACUGAAGCUCCUACAGGUACAGACGGCUCUGGAGCAGCUAGAGAUCUCGGGGGGCGACGGACCAACUCCUCUGUCUGCAAUGGGCCCCGCCCCCGGCUUCCUGCAGGGCCCCAGGACUCAGCCUGAGCCCCCCAGGUGGGCAGGCAGCAGGGGCUCGGCCAGGCCCAGGGCCGGCUCUCCCCCCAGCCCGCUCCCCCUCGGCAGCACCAAGCUCUCCUCCUGCAGAAGCGCCCACGGGGCCGGCCCAGCCCCUCCUGCCAGGACUUGGGAGUCGGAGAGCCCAGGCUUCCUGCAGCCGAGGACAGAGCGGGCUGAGCCCGACGACUGGACCUCCACCCUGAUGUCUCGAGGCCGCAACCGGCAGCCGCUGGUCUUGGGGGACAACGUCUUCGCCGACCUGGUGGGCAACUGGCUGGACUUACCGGAACUCGAUAAGAAGGGCGGGGAGAAAGGCGACGGGGGCGGGGGAGCCGGGGGGCCAGAGGCCGGAAGCAGGCAGCGGGAUCUGGGCCGGAGGUUCACCCUGACCGCCAACAUCUUCAGGAAAUUCUUGCGCAGCGUUCGGCCGGACAGAGACCGGCUGCUCAAGGAGAAGCCGGGCUGGAUGACCCCAACGGCCCCCGAGCCCCCAGCCGGACGCUCCAAGAAAGUCAAGAAACGGGGCCACUUCAAGGGAGCCGGCUACUUCCCCUUCCCCAGCAGUGGGGGCAACGGGCAGGGAGAGAAGCCUUCUUCAAGCUGCCCCAAGGCCCUGGAGCCCCCGGCCUCUGGCUUUGACAUCAACACAGCUGUGUGGGUCUGAGCCCCGGCACUUGCCAUGGCGGAGGCCAGGCUGGGCCGGGUCAGGUCGAGAUCCCAUCGGCCCCAGCCCUGAACGCCUUCCUUUAAAUGUUUCCCCAAAAAGCAGGGGAGGGGGCUGGGCAGAACUAGGCCCUGUCAUCCCAGGAGGCUGAGACUGCCGGCCGGCUCGCCCUGACAGAGACGCGGUCUCCGGACCAGGAAACCUUGCUAGCUUGGGACGGACUCGGGAACACGGUGUGAAUGUGUGCGUGUGUUUGGGGGGGGGGGGGAGAGACGACCCGAGGACGCCUUUGGGGAAUCCCCCGCCAUCGACAUCGGUGCCCUGGCAGGGGCUUCGGAGGCUCCGAGGAAGGUGGGUGUGUGUCCAGCCCUACAUCCAGACCAGGAAAGUGAGAACCCCUGAGACCCCCCCAAUAAAGACAUUUUAUCUUCAGGCCCCCA
Messenger RNA from Antechinus flavipes (yellow-footed antechinus), 1666 nucleotides. It is a transcript of the gene INKA2, whose product is annotated as inka box actin regulator 2. Lineage: Eukaryota; Metazoa; Chordata; Mammalia; Dasyuromorphia; Dasyuridae. The transcript has 2 exons. Gene Ontology annotation, molecular function: protein serine/threonine kinase inhibitor activity; protein kinase binding. Gene Ontology annotation, cellular component: nucleus. The record is from RefSeq and is a predicted model, not a curated record. The coding region runs from base 306 to 1226 and encodes 306 amino acids.